AUGUCUGCUAUCGACGAAGUCCGUUACGGUGGCAUCCAGGCCGAUGACUCCGGAGAUGACGCUGCCCGUAAAGCCCAAGAACGUGAGGCCAAGAAGGCUGAAGUUCGUAAGCGCUUGGAAGAAGCUGGAAACAAGAAGAAGUCCAAGAAAGGUUUCUUGACUCCAGAAAGAAAGAAGAAGCUCAGAAAGCUUCUUAUGAUCAAGGCUGCUGAAGAUCUUAAGAGACAACAAUUGCUCAAAGAACAAGAACGACAAAAGAUUCUUGCUCAGAGAACAAUUCCUCUCCCAGAUGUUGAUUCCAUCGAUGACAAGGGUAAACUUGAACAGAUUUACAAUGAUAUGUUCGAGCGUGUUUGCAAACUCGAAGAGGAGAAAUACGACAUCAACCGCAUUGUUACUCAAGCUGAGUCCGAGAUUAACGAGCUUACCAUUGCCGUUAACGACCUCAGAGGAAAAUUCGUCAAGCCAACAUUGAAGAAGGUUUCCAAGUAUGAGAACAAGUUCAAGGCUGCCAUUAAUAAGGCUGGAAACCAAAGCGAGAAGCAAGACUUCCGUGCCAACCUUAAGGUUGUCAAGAAGGAGAACACCAUCGAAAACAUCAUGAGCAAGACCAAGAAGAACACCGAAAAGCCAGAUUGGUCUAAGAAGCCAGCUACUGAUGAGCCAAAAGAAGAAAAGAAGGAAGAGGAGCCACAAAAGGAGGAAGCCCCAGCUGAGGAGCCAGAGCCAGCUGCUGAGGAAGUAGAAGAAGAGGAAGAGGAGGAGGAAGAGGAGGAAGAGGAAUAA
Molecule: messenger RNA, 786 nt
Organism: Auanema sp. JU1783
Lineage: Eukaryota; Metazoa; Nematoda; Chromadorea; Rhabditida; Rhabditidae
Source: the annotation of a GenBank genome assembly